AUGAAACCCAAGCCAGAUGAAGAGAUGGACGAGGAAAAUGAGGAGGAAGAUGAGAGCGAAGAAGACGAGGAUGAAGAGGAGGCAUCCGGUGAAGAGGAAUCCCAGGAAGACGAAGGAUCGAAGGCCGGAAGCGGGGAGAAGAUGACGAAGAGGAAGAAAGCGACGGCGAAGAACCUCCUCCAGUCAACUGCCGGCAACAAAAUGGCCAUAUUGAUGUCACAAAGCAAAGAGGAGCAGGAGAACGACCCGUUCUAUACCGAGGCUUUCAUGGCGGAUGACGUCGAAGAAACCUUCAACUCGCCUCGAUCCUCCGUUGCCGGCGACGAGAGUGACGAGGUCGACUCCGAUUUUGACGACCCAGAGCAAGAGGAAGAAAUUGAGGUUAUGCCAAUGGAGGACGAAUGGGAUCCGAUCCGAAUACGGAAGCGGAAGCUGACGACGGGGGAGGAAUUCAGCCCUGAAGAAUUGUUUGCGAAGAUUAAGGAGCUUGGCGAGAGAAUCAGUCAGCCAUACAUACGACCCGAGCCGACGCCAGAGGAGGAAAAAGAACAAAUCAGGCGGAUGGCGGAGGCAAUGGAGACUGAAAAGACGAACAUACAACGUAUGAAUUGGUUCGCCGAUCUCGAGGUGGAAAGGAAGAAGCGGCGUCGAGAGGCGAUCCUGAGGAAUCCGCUUGUCGGCCCGUAUAUAAAGACGAUCAGCGACGAGAAAGGGUACCGGAUCAUCGUACCGGAAGUGCACAGGUGGGAACCGGCUGCCCCGGUCGUCAAAGUCGUUUGCGCAUAUUCCGGAAAGCCAGCGAAGUACAAAGACCCGGUGACCGACUGUGGCUUCAGCAGCCUACGCGCCUUCCGCGCCAUCCGUAGUGAUUACAUCGGGAAGCUGCUCCAGCACAAGAAAGAUCCGAUCGUCAGCAAAUUUUUCGAGGAGCACGAGGUGGUGGAGGAGUCCUCACGUCUUCACGUGUCUUCUAGCGCUUGUCAAUUGGUGCCAACGCCGCUUUUAAGCCGAGGCCCCAGCCCAUGUCUCUCCGAAGUGGGCACUAGCUGCCAGCCGCCCGAGCACACGAUCCAUCCAACGAUCGCCGUAGAGGAAGAGCUUGAAAAGAAGGAAAAGGAGCUGCACAUCGCCGAGCCGCAAUACGCAUCGAAAGAACUUGCCAAGCUUGAAUACCUCCGCCCAAAACCUGCCAGCCCUGCCGGCGACGAAAGCCAAGAUGAA
Messenger RNA from Mesorhabditis spiculigera, 1221 nucleotides. The record is from the annotation of a GenBank genome assembly. NCBI's taxonomy places the organism in Eukaryota, Metazoa, Nematoda, Chromadorea, Rhabditida, Rhabditidae.